Molecule: messenger RNA, 1735 nt
Organism: Monosiga brevicollis MX1
Lineage: Eukaryota; Choanoflagellata; Craspedida; Salpingoecidae
Exons: 3
Coding region: 323-1735 (470 amino acids)
Source: RefSeq, a predicted model, not a curated record
UCCGCCCAUCCCAUCAACAUCAACGGCGUUCGCCUCCAUCAUCACCAUCAUCACCAUCAUUUCCAGCAGCAUUUCCAGCAUCCAUCCUUGCCAGGACGCGUCGGGUUUCUCCCGUGGUCAUCACCAUUGCGUCGAUCAAGACUCUGGCGAUCGAGACUUGGGUGGUGUCAGUUGUCAGCUUCGUGGAUGCUUCUGCUCGACGCCGUCAGAGUUGCAACUAGCCAAACUUCCGUCUCGUGCUCCAGUGCCGGCAGGACUGUAAAGGGGACGGCGCUGUUGUUGCAAGCUCCUCUCCCACGUCGCGCGCUCAAGACUGUGGGCCAUGCCAGAGGUGGUCGUCAAUUGCGACGACGCAGGGCGCAUGCAGGCCUGCCCAAUCUGCUCAGCCCCGGUGUCGCGGGCCGUGUUUGCUGACCAUGUCCAGGGCUGCAUUUCACCCUGCUCCUCAGCCGAUGAAUGGGAACAGACCGACUCACCAGACACCCCCUCUCUCGCGAUGCCAAACCCCUCGCACAACUUGAACGACGACCAAGCCCGCCACAACAACCUGAAUAAUAGCACCAGCAGCAACCACGGCCUGCGUCGUCGCCCCCGCGUUCUGUUGCUCAACGGAGACGACAUCAAGUACAACGCUUCCAAAAACCAGAACGAGCUUGAGCUUGAGGCCAACACUGAGAUGCGCGUUCGCAAGCAGUCAGGCAAGCCGGGCAAGCGGCGCACCGCGCCGGGCAAAAGGGCAUCCGGCAAGGUCGGUGGCGGGUCGAACGGCAAAAACCUAUUUGCAGCGCUCAAGCCCGAAGCUUCACCAGACGAUGCCCUUGCACGCAUCAACGAUGCGCGUCAGUCUCCCGUGGAGUCGCCCGCUGAAGUCGAUGCAAUCAGCCUACCACCCGCCUCAGCUGCAGCAACACCAGCAGACGACGAGCCCACCUCAGAUUCCUGUGCCUCUGACGAGGCUGGGGACUCACCUGUUUCCAAGACGUCGUCUGCCUCUGCAGGACUGGACCACGGUGUGGAUGAUGAUGAGGAGGAGGAGCACGAAGUUGUUCCUGAGCUAUACGUGCAUGUGCGGCGCAUGUCUCGUGGGCACGGCAUUGUGCGCGCCCCUGGGGCACCGCCGCGCUCUUCCAGCUUGAGCGUGCGUUUUGAUAGCCACCCACCCCACGUCUAUAGGUCCCAGUUCACAUCGAAUACGAGGGCAGUGACACUGCCAGCAGGAAUACAACUGCCGCAAGGCGAGCAAGAGGCAGGGCUAAAUCUAGCUAAGCACGUCCACCAGUCGUCCGUGACCAAGACGGGCCGACACGAGCGUGGUUUGGGUCGAAUUGCGUUUGGAUUUACACAAUUCUGUUCACGAGACGGUACAGCCACCCUCAGGGUUCCUGGUCAUCGGUCAAAAUACACGCAAUGCCAUGGCGCAUCAGCAACUGAUCACCAAUGGUCCGGAAUUCCUCCCCGAGGGGGGCCAAGCGGUGUAAGAAAAUGCGAUAUGGGAAGCGAGCGAGCGAUGUGCUUCACCGAGGCGCCAGCCGCACAGAGGCAACGGGUGUGGAGGCUCUCGCGUUGGGGGCCGUCAGAACCAGAACGGUACCCUGUCCCCAAAAGCCGACGAGGACGGCGACGAACUCGAAAGAGUCAUGAUGACGAGCAACAACCACCAGCUCCAGCCCCAUCCCGCACCUUCUGGCCCCACAUCACCGUCAUCGACACAUCUCUGCUUACCGUUGGAAAGUAA